AUGGCGACCAUCGCACCUCCCCCCGCAGCCCCUACGCUGGCAGACCUACCCCUCGAACAUCUUAGCCUCUACCAUGUCGUCGACUCAUGCUUAUCAUCCAUCUUCGUCUUCUAUGGUGCUGUUUCCACCGCCAAUGCCACUGUGAGCAGUUCCCGCAUCCAGGCCCAUAUAUUCACUCCCGCCGGGUUUCAAAGUUACCCUCGAAUUACGGUGUCCCCAGCCGCUCCCGUGUAUGCUGCAGUCAACCACCUACCCCGCGAAAAACAAGGAGAUGAGGUGUGUCGCGGACUUGCCGUCAGCAUGCUGAGGUACUUUGCCGAGCUGUCUGAACCGGUUAAGCACCGUCUGACUGGGGUGGCUCGGUCAGGAAGACCGGGAGGAAAGGCCCCCAAGAUGUUCGAUGAGAUGCAUGCUGCGGACCUGGCCAACCGUAUGGCAAAAGUGGAUGAUUCAUUGGAGAUUAUUCAGGAUAUACGGAGCGCAUAUCAAGAACGCAGGGUGCCGUGGAUUGACAUCGAUGUGGUGCUUCCUGCAGGCACUAUACAACCAUUCCACCGGCGAGAGAGUGUGGGAUCAGAUCUUGAGGGGAGUCAGAAUCCCCAGUACGGACCAUACACACCCCUGAUAGAGGCGUUGGGAGAUCCUAUGUUUUUGCCAACAUCCCGACUAAAGCGUGCGCCGUCUCAGCCGACCAAUGUCAGCAAAUCGCGGCUGUUCGCAAGAAGCCAGAAAGAAGCCCUUCGUCUCACCAUGUGCGAGCUUGUGGAUACCGAAGAAAGAUAUGUCGCCAAACUGUAUUCUCUCGUCCAUGAAGUGGCCGACGAAUUUCGGCAAAAGGCUGUGGGUAGAGGACCAUCCAGUAACAGCCCCGACGAGGCCGCUUUGGCGGCAUUAUUCCCACCGUGUUUGAAUGAAAUCCUGGAAGUCAAUCUGGGCUUCCUCGAUGUCAUCCGACAAGUUCUCGAUGAAACGGAGAAAGAUGCCAUCACAGAUAUUGGUCAGGACACGGAGCUCCCUUCCAAUCAUCGCGGUUUACCCAGAGAUAGAUCGGAUCCGCUUGGGGCUCUGGCAUUCGCAAAGGCCCUCUUUGAAUGGUUACCGCAAUUUUCACAGCCAUACGGAGAUUAUAUGCGAGCACAUACAGGUUUCACACAAACUCUGAAUCUGUUCAUGAAAGAUAAGAACUCUAGCUUUUCGAAGAGGCGACUCCCUCGAUACAGUUUGCUGAUUGACACCAUGACUAGCAAUCUGCCCUUGGUUCAUCCUGCUGUGCGAACUCUGCUGAAAGCAAGAGACAUUGUGAAGGAUAUCUGUGCGCUAGAGAAUAAUUCCCCAUCGAGCCACGCUCAAAGCCUUCAACGCCUGAAAGAGCUAGUUAACGGAUGGCCAGCAAAGACAUUUCCUGAAGGUCGGCUGAUUACCGCAGUCGACUUCAACGAGAUCACCCCUCCCUACAAUCUGGACACCCAGUCAUCUGGAAACAGCACGGGGAUCAUGCUUCUUUAUAAGAACUGCCUGGUUCUUCUAGCAAAGCCCGCCGAAAGCCGGGCCACGGCCCGUGGUGUACUGGCUGACAUCGACAAUGCGGCCGCCGCAACGAGUGAUAUCUCUACGUCUUUACCGCCAGCAGAACUACAGGUUGUGCAGGUACUAGACUUUCAUAAUGUGCGUUGCAUGCAAUCUGCAUGUGGUCGAAUUUUGUUUGCUGUGCCAAUUUCAGCCAAGUCCAUGACAGAUGAAACAAGUGCUGGAGCCGACCUCCUUGCACUGGAAUUGGCUGGGACAUAUGAAGGAAGAGCCAGUCGAUUUAUUGAAGAAAUAUCCAAAGCGAAGAUUGAGGGUCGGUUUCCCGAGAGUGAAAGAGAAGGAGGCAAGUGGACACUCCGAAGCCCUGCCACCGGAGCUGCGAGCAACGUGGGAAUCCUGGCCUGUGUGUGCGAGGAUGGUGAAAGCGCCGCGUUGAAUCAGAUUCAGUCAUCCCCCAUACGGGUUGUUUUUGAUGCAUCCAAGGCGGCCUGUGGUCAAAUGCUGAGAGAUUCCAAUCUUGAGGUCAUCAUAUCGAUAUCUCCUCCCAAUGGAGACCAAUACAGACUAGACAUCGAUUCAGUGGUUGGAUCUGGGUCUACGGAUUUGAUCACGGUGGACACCUUCAUUCCCACUCUUUCACGCCGUCUUCAAUAUUUGCUGUCGCCUCUACAUAGCCCCCGAAACCCGGCAUUGACGAACCCAUUGGUUCAUUCCAAUUUUGAAAUCCUUCGGUAUAUCGCCAGCAGCUUAAUAACCCAAGUCAAGUCUUCGCGGGGGUUCCGGCCACCUUCGCCGACCAAACUGAUCUCAAACUUGUUGGGGAGUAGCCGUGAUAACGUGUCCACUCACAAAGGGUCAGGAUCAGCCACUCUUACCGGUGAAUUCCCAAAAAUGCUCCCGCCAAGAGGCACCCUGUCGAGAUCAAACACUUUGCCUUCGACAUUCCCCGGGAAAGAUAAAGAUAAAGAGAAGGACAAGGAGAAGGACAAGGAGAGAGACAAGGACAAGGAGAAAGAGGAAACUGGGAGCAAAAUAUCAGUUGUUGGGGCAUCUACCUCCAAGGGACUGGAUACUCAGUUCGGGUUGCUGGAACAAACAUUUGCAGCCUAUGUAAUUUCUCUGCAGUCUCGGAGUGGAAAUAUCCUGGGCCGAAUGCUUCGGGUCAGAGAGCAUGUUGACCGUGCGCCAGUCAAUGAGCUCUACAACAUUUUGCUGGAAGACCCAAGCAGAAUCCAGGCUGCCGCUGAAGUGCCAGUUGAUACGCUUUUCGUCGCAUUUGAAACCUUUCUGGCGAACGCUUGGAGAAGAAGCAUGGGCUCUGUCUUGAGCCCCUCCUCUCUGAAAUGGAUUCAAAGCCAGUUUGACACCAUGAUACCACGAGAUUUCGAUGAGCAAUUCCGGAAAUUCGUGACAGAUAUGAGCCCGCAAAACAGACGAGCCCUAGCUGCGAUCAUUCGACUACUUGCCGAACUACUCGAUGCAUCUGGAAAUGACGGAGAUCGUGGUGCUUUGACGAUGGCAUUUGCGGAAGUACUCACAGAAGACGGAGAUCCCAGUCAUCAUGUCUCCCUUUUAGAUCGACUGGUCGAAGACUUUGACAACCUCUUCGAAGAAUUUAUUCCUGGAGGUACCUCAGUGGAAGGAACACUAACCUGCGAUCAAUCGAAAUCUCACACCAAUGCUGGGGACACCUCGAAAAAUGAAGGCGAAGGCAAAGUCGCGGCGAUUCUAAGGACAUUGAGCAAGAAACAAAGCCCGGCCGGCUCAGAGCCCAAUACACCCAAGGGGUCUGUGAUGCGAUCAAAGUCGACUGACGUAGACUCUCGUCUGGGGUUCUUCCGCCCUACAUCUCGCGAUCGUCCUACAUCUCGUGAUCGACCUACAUCCCGCGACCGACCUACAUCCCGCGAUCGCCCUACAUCCCGUGAUCGUCCGUACCGUCCGUAUGGGUUCGCAUCCGAGGAGCAAAUCUCGAGGCCGGGCACCGGGUACGAAAACCCACCUUCUCUAUCUUCUUUCCGAGGCUUCUCUGAAGAUGUCGCGCCAAGGACUCGCAGAAAAAGAAGGAGCUCUCUUUCGGACUUACGACCACCCACAUCAUCCUCAGAUGCAUCCAGUAUCUCUCCAACUCAACAACUCCGCCCGACGACCCCUUCCAGCCACCCGCGAGCGGAGGUGGUAACGCCCACCAAGCAGUCUAGACCCCAGAGCAGUUACAUACCAACAUCACCUAUGCGGGGUCAGUCCCCAAUGCGUGGUCAAUCACCAAUGCGUUCUAAGCCGCCAGCGAAAUCCGGUUCACCGACGCGACUAGGAUCACCCAUUCGCCGCCUGUCGCCGCCCCGUCCCUCUACGCCGAGCAGGAAGGAGAACAUUGAUCCCAGGAGUCCACAGACAGAACGUACAACCAAGCCCAGGGGGGGUGUGUCUGAAUCGCCCGUGGAGGAGGCAAGGAGGAGAUCCCACACGUCAGGCAUUCCUCAGCGGACUCCGGGCCUUCGAGAGCGGCCAACCGUCAACAGUUCCGAUACUAAGCGGCCACAAUCUUCGUCUUCCUUGCAGAGACCGCUGAAACCGCGGAUGCAAAGCCCACAAAAGUUACGUGAUCGUGUUCAACUAGAAAAGAAGACCCAAAAAUCCACCCAAUUGGGCCUGAAAGAUGAGCUUACAGAGCUUGGCAACGAAUUGCGUUCUCUGAAACUCACGCCACCAAGGCAAUCCAACGCAAUGAACUUGGAGUUUGAUUUUGACCGUACAAACACCAAUCCAUAUUCUGCUACUACCGCAUCCCUUGAAUCUCGCAUGCGCAAUCUUGAAGCCAAAUUUGACACGCUUACCGGGGAAUACAAUGGCCGCACAACCGCUCUCGAGCGAGACCUGGAGUCGUCGUUGAUUCUUAGCGAGAAGCGCGUGAAGAAAUUAGACGAGCUUUAUCGCGAGGCAAGCGCGGAGAACGAGGCUCUCUAUGAUCGGUUUAAUACCGAGCUCAGCAAGAUUGCAAAGGAUGUCCGUUCGGGCCACGCAGAAGAUGCCUUGAAAUCUCAAUUGGCAAGUGCUCUAGACGAGAUCGGUCGAGUGAAGAAAGAAAACUUCCGUUUGAAGCGAGAAGUUGGAGGUCUUCGAGCCCAGUCAGCUGCCGCUGCACUGGUCAAGGCGAGCGAGCAAUAA
Messenger RNA from Penicillium verrucosum, 4695 nucleotides. Its product is annotated as putative Rho guanyl nucleotide exchange factor. NCBI's taxonomy places the organism in Eukaryota, Fungi, Ascomycota, Eurotiomycetes, Eurotiales, Aspergillaceae. The record is from RefSeq and is a predicted model, not a curated record. The transcript is spliced from 5 exons. Gene Ontology annotation, molecular function: guanyl-nucleotide exchange factor activity. Bases 1 to 4695 code for a protein of 1564 amino acids.